AUGCCUCAAUUAAACCCCUCCCCAUGACUAGCCAUCAUAAUCUUCUCGUGAUUAGCAUUUCUAAUUAUUGUUCCCCCCAAAGUUAUAGCCCACCUCUUCCCAAAUGAACCCUCCCCCCAAAGCACAGAGACCUUAAACAUAGAAACCUGAAACUGACCAUGACUGUAA
Molecule: messenger RNA, 168 nt
Organism: Larimichthys crocea (large yellow croaker)
Lineage: Eukaryota; Metazoa; Chordata; Actinopteri; Sciaenidae
Source: the annotation of a RefSeq genome assembly